CGUGUAUUCGCAAGACAAUUUCUUGGUUCUCCAUUCGCUUGCCUCUCUGCAGACUUCGUAAUAUAGGAAUUUCUCUCGAGGAGGGGAAGCGAACCCUAGGUGUUCAAGCGGCCCCUUCUGACCAGACAAUUGAAUCCUAGCCAUGGCGUCCCGUAGGCGUAUGCUUCUCAAAGUCAUCAUCCUUGGCGACAGCGGGGUCGGGAAGACGUCUUUGAUGAACCAAUAUGUCAGUAAAAAGUUUAGUAAUCAGUAUAAAGCAACAAUUGGGGCGGAUUUUUUAACCAAGGAGAUCCAGUUUGAGGACAGGCUCUUUACAUUACAGAUAUGGGACACAGCUGGUCAGGAAAGAUUUCAGAGCCUUGGAGUGGCUUUCUAUCGUGGUGCAGAUUGCUGUGUUCUUGUUUAUGAUGUUAAUGUUGCAAAGUCAUUUGAUAACCUGAACAAUUGGCGUGAGGAAUUUCUGAUCCAGGCUAGCCCAUCAGACCCAGAAAACUUUCCAUUUGUAGUGCUGGGAAACAAAAUAGACAUUGAUGGUGGCAAUAGUCGCGUGGUUUCUGAGAAAAAAGCAAAAGCUUGGUGUGCUUCAAAGGGUAACAUUCCCUACUUUGAGACAUCUGCUAAGGAGGGAUUCAAUGUGGAGGCUGCUUUUCAAUGCAUAGCAAAGAAUGCUCUCAAGAAUGAACCUGAAGAAGAAAUAUAUCUGCCAGAUACCAUUGAUGUAGCAGGCGGCAACAGGCAACAACGCUCAUCAACAGGCUGUGAAUGCUAAGAUGGUCUUGAAAAAGCUGCAGUUUACUACCAAUAUUUGUUCUGCAAAUUGAAAUUCUUCUUCUGUAACUUGUCAUGUUUGUGGUUCUCUCUCCAUCCUGUUUUCACAAUCCUUUUGUUGACAAGUUCAUUUGUACUUGGAUUACUUUAUAAAAUCUGUGCAAUAAUCUUCUUUCAGCUAUUAAUGGGAGAUUAUAUUCUUUGUUUA
Molecule: messenger RNA, 976 nt
Organism: Dendrobium catenatum
Lineage: Eukaryota; Viridiplantae; Streptophyta; Magnoliopsida; Asparagales; Orchidaceae
Product: ras-related protein Rab7
Exons: 7
Coding region: 143-769 (208 amino acids)
Cellular component (GO): vacuolar membrane
Molecular function (GO): GTP binding; GTPase activity
Source: RefSeq, a predicted model, not a curated record